AUGAUCCAAACAACUUGUCAUGGUUUAGAAAUUAUUUUAAAUUUAUAGUUUUACUAAUUUACAAUCUGCAGUUAAUGUCUUCUCUGGAGUUUUUACACUUUGAGGGCUGGAUUGGACCCUUUGGAGAACCGCUUUUGGCCCGCGGGCCUCAUGUUGGACACCCUUGCAGUAGAGGGAAGGAGGGAUGUUUGCAGAGAAGAUGAGAAAAGAGGAAAGUUUAGUUCACCUCUGCCUCUCUGCAGCAGCUAAUGGAUCCGUUAAAAGUGCUGAUUUCUGCAGAAAGCCGAGACGACAAGAAAAACACUCAGAGAGCAGUCCUGCUCCAAGGCGCUCAGUCCUGCUCCGAGGCCGCUCAGUCCUCCUUCAAGGCCGCUCAGUCCUGCUCCAAGGUCGCUCAGUCCUCCUCCAAGGCCACUCAGUCCUGCUCCAAGGCCGCCCAGUCCACCUCCAAGGCCGCUCAGUCCUCCUUCAAGGCCGCCCGGUCCACCUCCAAGGCCGCUCAGUCCUCCUUCAAGGCCGCUCAGUCCUGCUCCAAGGCCGCCCAGUCCACCUCCAAGGCCGCUCAGUCCACCUCCAAGGCCGCUCAGUCCUCCUUCAAGGCCGCUCAGUCCUGCUCCAAGGCUGCCCAGUCCACCUCCAAGGCCGCUCAGUCCUCCUUCAAGGCCGCUCAGUCCUGCUCCAAGGUGCUCAAUCCUCCUCCAAGGCCGCUCAGUCCUCCUUCAAGGCCGCUCAGUCCUCCAACAAGGCUGCUCAGUCCUCCUACAAGGCCGCUCAGUCCUCCUCCAAGGCCACUCAGCCGUUGGAUCAUUUCUGACAGAUGAAAUCCUGAAAAGAUUUGCGGCAGAAAUCAACAUAGAAUGUGUCCAUUUAAUAUAGAUGAACCCACAAACAAAAUGACCUUGUGCUGAGCACAGGUGUGUGUUAUGCAUGUGUACGUUAUGUACGGAUACCGAAUCGCGUGAACUAAAUAUGUAGCAGAAUUGAUGGGACUCAGAAACACCCCCACAAUUUAAUCAGUUGUUCCUUGGAUUAUUUCUGAUGGAUAAGUCCUGAAAAGUCCUCAGUGGUGGAUUAGUAGUAGGAUCACAAUCAUGUGAUCAUCAGCAGGCAGCUGACGUAGCGUUCACUUGUUGUCAUGGUUACAGUGAUGCUGUGCUGCUAUCUGGCAAUGAUACAGAAAUCUUUAACUAAUCCAUGGAUCCAGACUAUAAGCUGCAUCACUGCCAAAAUCUAAUCACUUGAUCCUUGUGUCAUUUCUGACCUUCCCUGGAAUUUUCAUCCAAAUCUGUUAUUCUGUUUUUGAGUAAUGUUGCUAACAGACAGACAGACGGACAAAUAAAUGCUGAUCGUCACAUAACUCUACUGUUCCUUGGCAGGGUAAUAAAUGUAAAAGUCUUG
Molecule: messenger RNA, 1398 nt
Organism: Amphiprion ocellaris (clown anemonefish)
Lineage: Eukaryota; Metazoa; Chordata; Actinopteri; Pomacentridae
Product: merozoite surface protein CMZ-8-like
Exons: 2
Coding region: 249-821 (190 amino acids)
Source: RefSeq, a predicted model, not a curated record